UAUCAUGACAUAUAGUUCGGUGACAAUGAUGAUAAAGAUUAUUCGCUCAUCAACAUUCUUCAACUUAUGUUCCAUAUUGAUCAUAUUCCUCAGCAACGAAGCUGCUACCAUUAGUAUCGCUGAGAUAACUCAGCCAUUCCUAUAUUACUCUUGUCGAAAUGAAAGAGGUAAUUACACUACCAAUAGUACUUAUCAAGCCAACCUAGACCGCCUCUUGUCUAACAUCGUCCCCUCUAAAGACAAUAAUGGCAACUACGGUUACGGCUUCUACAACUCCUCUUACGGCGAAAACUCCAACCAAGUUCACGCAAUCGGAUUCUGUCGAGGAGAUGUUAAGCUUGAUUCUUGCCGUAGUUGCCUCAACGACUCCAUACAUCUCAUCACAGAGGUUUGCCCCAAUAAGAAAGAGGCAAUCGGGAUGUACACGCUGUGUAUGUUACGUUACUCAGACCGCAACAUAUUCGGCGGCGGCGUGGAACGUUUUCCUAGAUAUUGGAGGGCCAACGGCCGAAACGUAUCGUCGUCUAACGUGGAUGAAUUCUUUCAAGAUCUCAGGGCCUUGUUGAAUAGCUUGAAGAGUCGAGCAACCGCCGCUUCUUCUGGUUUUCUUAGAAGGUUCGCGACAGGGAAUGCCACCGCUGCCGGCUUUAAGACCUUAUACGCGCUUGUACAGUGCACGCCGGACCUGUCUUCGCGAGACUGCAACAAUUGCUUGGACGGGGUUUUUGAGGUUAUGCCUGAGUGUUGUUCAAGUAAGGUAGGAGGAAGAGUUCUUAACCCCAGCUGUAACUUCAGGUAUGAGACAUUCCUCUUCUAUGAUCGGGUAGAGGAUGUAGUUACUGCGCCGGCAUCGCCGUUAGUAUUACCUCCGCCGCCACCAACUAAUAGUACCAUUACUUCCACUAGUGCUAAAGGAAAGAAGAGCAACUCAUCUAAAGCUACAGUCAUUGCUGUGAUAUCAACUUUAAUUUUCGUGGUACUAAGCAUCUCCAUCUGCGUCUAUUUCAUAAGAGUGAAGAGGGCAAAGAAAAAGGUUACAUAUGGCCCCUCAUUUGAAGAAGAAGAAGAUAUUAUAAAUGAUGAGUUCUUGCAAUACGAUUUUGGCACAAUCAAUGAUGCGACGGAUAAUUUCUCAGUGGAAAAUAAACUUGGAGAGGGUGGAUUCGGUGCUGUUUACAGAGGUAGGCUUCCAAAUGGAGAGGACAUAGCCGUGAAAAGGUUGUCUACGGAUUCAGGCCAAGGAGAGCUGGAGUUCAAGAACGAGGUGUUGUUACUUGCCAAGCUUCAACAUCGAAACCUUGUCAAGUUACGCGGUUUUUGCUUGGAAGGAAGUGAAAGACUUCUUCUUUAUGAGUUCGUUCCAAAUGGAAGUCUCGAUCGCUUCAUAUUUGAUCCAAUCAAGCGUGCAAAUUUUGAUUGGGACAGUCGUUAUAAAAUUAUACAAGGCAUUGCUCGAGGUUUGCUUUACCUUCACGAAGAUUCUCGUCUAAGAAUUAUUCAUCGUGAUCUCAAAGCUAGUAAUAUUUUAUUGAACGAAGAAAUGAAUCCUAAGAUAUCAGAUUUUGGCAUGGCAAGAUUGUUUGUCCUGGAAGACCAAACUCAAGACAACACAAGACGAGUCGUGGGGACCUAUGGAUAUAUGGCUCCCGAGUACGCAAAACGUGGGCGAAUUUCAUUUAAAUCUGAUGUGUUUAGUUUUGGAGUAUUAUUACUGGAAAUACUGAGUGGACAGAGAAAUGGUUCUUUUCGUCAUGGUGAGAACACAGAACACCUAUUGAGCUAUACAUGGAGAAGUUGGAGAAACGGGACAAUUUCCAAUAAUCUUGUGGAUCCCCUAAUGAGAGUUGGUUCAGGAUCUCACGACAUAAUGAGAUGCGUACACAUUGGAUUGCUUUGCGGUCAAGAAAAUGUAGCUGAGAGGCCAACCAUGAAUUCAAUUGUUCUCAUGCUCAACAGCCACUCUUUUUCUCUUCCAAUACCCUCACACCCUGCAUUUCUCAUGCACAGUGACGCAUCAGCCAUGUCAUUAGCGUCCCAUCCAAAUUCAGGGGACUUGUUAGUUCAAGCAUCUCGAAAUGAAGCUACAAUAAGUGAACUACAUCCACGCUAGCGCGACCACUUGUCAUGAUUAAUAGGAUUGAGGUUCUUUCUUAAAACUAAUUGAUGUUAAAUAUAGAAACUCUUUCUUUUAUU
Molecule: messenger RNA, 2193 nt
Organism: Humulus lupulus (European hop)
Lineage: Eukaryota; Viridiplantae; Streptophyta; Magnoliopsida; Rosales; Cannabaceae
Product: cysteine-rich receptor-like protein kinase 26
Exons: 7
Coding region: 5-2110 (701 amino acids)
Biological process (GO): protein phosphorylation
Molecular function (GO): ATP binding; protein kinase activity
Source: RefSeq, a predicted model, not a curated record